AAUGGUGGACAUGUGCAUACAUACAUACAUAAGCAACUAAAAAGCUUUAAGAAAGAAGGGAAAAAAAAACAAGAUCCACCUUUCUCUUUGGAUUUUCAUCUGUGCUCUUGGAGCAGAUUCAGUUCCCCCUCCCCCCAAAAUUUAGGGUUUCGAUUUGUUGUUUUUUUAAUUGUAAUUAAUUGUUAUAGUUACUGUUUAAUUUGUGAAUAAUAUAAGUAAUAAUUAUGAGAGAAAUUGAGGAUUCCUCCAAUUUGUUUGGAAAAUGGGAAGAAGAGCUGCCGUCGCCGGAGGAGCUUAUGCCUCUUUCACAAACCCUAAUUACCCCCCACCUUGCCCUUGCUUUCGACAUCCCGAAUCCAAACCACCGUCAACGGAAACACCCGCCGCCUCCGCCGCCGCCUCCCCCGGCCGAAUUCGCCGGUGAUUCCGGGGACUUGGGAUCCGGAGCGGGCGGUGACGAGCCGGCGCGAACACUCAAACGGCCUAGGCUCGUCUGGACCCCGCAGCUCCACAAGCGAUUCGUUGACGCCGUGGCUCAUUUAGGGAUCAAAAACGCCGUCCCAAAGACCAUAAUGCAGUUGAUGAGUGUUGAUGGGUUGACCAGAGAAAACGUCGCUAGUCAUUUACAGAAAUAUCGUCUCUAUUUGAAGAGAAUGCAAGGGUUAUCCGGCGGUGGCGGUGCAAACGGCGGUGCUGCGUCUGAUCCGGCGACUGACCAUUUGUUUGCCAGUUCACCCGUUCCUCCUCACUUCCUUCAUCCUAGUAAAGGUAGCUCAGAGCCUUUCUCCCCAUUCGUAUCAGUUCCAGGACUACAACACCAUCAUUACCAACAACAGCAACACCAGCUAGCGGCGGCGGCCGCAGUCGGGCAUCCACAUUUGCUAACUCAGUAUCAUAAGCAGAUAGGGCAUUUUGGGUCAUCACCAAAUGGUCAAUUUGAGCAUCCCUUCUUAGCCAAGCAACCACCACCAUCAAUCCAUAGAAUGGGAGGUACACCCUCACACAAUCAAGUACCAAAUAAUUAUGUUGAAGAUUUGGAAUCUGCUAAUGGCAAUGGUGGAAUGAAGGUAUUAACUUUAUUUCCACCAAGGGAUGACUGAUUCAAAAAAAAAUUAACUAAUUAUUGAGUGUCAUUGAAACUUUUCUUCUUUUAUGUGAUUAGUCCUUUUGUUUAUGUUUUUCAUCAUAUAUAGGGUCUUUGAUGCAUGGAUAUUUGGGAAAUCAGCUCAUGUUUACUUACAUUUAGGUGUUUGCUUGUCUAAGAAGUUCUCUUCAGCCAUAAAAGGUGAUUUUGAGGCAAAAGUAACUAAGUUUUGAGCUUGGAAGACGAAAAUAUACUUAUUGGGCUGAUCGGGUUGGUUUUGUGUCGGGUUAACUAGGGUUUAAAUUCAAGUCGUUUAUUGGGUCGGCUUUGGAUUGUUUUAAGUCUGGGUUAUCCGGGUUAUUCAGGGUCGGAUUGUUGACUUUUUAUUAUGCCUUAAGUCAUGAUUUAGUCCUAUAUUGCACUCAUUUUUCUCACUCUAGUACCUAAACCCUUUUUUUGUCUCUCUUUGAUACUUGAACUAUCAUUCUAGUUUCAAUUUACCCCAACAUAAAAGUAGCCAAUGAGAAUGUGACAACAACACAUUCUUAUUAGACACUGGUAAUUUUUGAGGUAAAAUGGGACGAAAAUGAUGGUUCAUGUAUCACAACGGGACCAAAAAAAAGCUUAGAUACCAAAGUGGAAAAAAAAGUACAGUUCAAGGUCAUUGUGAAUUAAGCUUUUGAUUAUCAAUAUAUAUUAGGUCAAGUUUGAACUCUAGUCGGAAUUGACAAGUCCGAAAUAAUGCUCACAGUCCCUAUUUCUUCGUAGUUCAGUGUAAUGUAGAGGUAAAUUGUACAUUGUGGGACUCCAUAGAACACUUGUUUUGUUUUCUUAUUUUCUAAUGUUAAUCCCUCCAUGAACAUAA
Messenger RNA from Gossypium arboreum, 1949 nucleotides. Its product is annotated as transcription factor MYBC1. The transcript is spliced from 2 exons. Gene Ontology annotation, biological process: regulation of DNA-templated transcription. Gene Ontology annotation, cellular component: nucleus. The coding region runs from base 225 to 1100 and encodes 291 amino acids. Lineage: Eukaryota; Viridiplantae; Streptophyta; Magnoliopsida; Malvales; Malvaceae. The record is from RefSeq and is a predicted model, not a curated record. Gene Ontology annotation, molecular function: DNA binding; DNA-binding transcription factor activity.